CCGCUGCGGGCGGCCCUCGGCGCUCCCCCACCCCCGGCGCGGGGUGGCCUUAAAUCGGCCCCGCGCCGCCCGUAGCCGCAUCGCCGGCGCCGUCUGAAGGCGGGCGCCGCCAUCCGCCGGCAGCGCCGACGGGCCGGUCCCGGCUGCCAUCCUGGUCCCGGUCCCGGUGCCGGUCCCGGUGCCAGUCCCGCGGCGCAGGGAGGACACGCCUCCGCCCGGCGGCGGGCGAUGCUCCCCCGGCAGCCACCGGCGCGGUUCCGCCCCGCGCUCGGCUCCCCGGCAUCUCCGCCGUGACCGACCCAUCUCGCCAGGUAGAGAGAUGCCUGGGCAUUGGAAGCUCCCUGCAGCAUGCUGAGGAGACGUAACCUUCUUACCACGCUCCUGAUUGCCUUGCCAUGGGCUCUUCUCCUGACCUUGUGGCACCAAUACCCAACCACCCACUACCUCAGCCUGCUGAGAAAAGAGACAGAUGAGAACGUGACCUCUAAAGCUCUCCUCAAUGGUACGUCUGCACUGAGAGAAGAAGGCUUCCCAUCAUGCACUCGGCAGCAGCAAAGCAUAGGGGCUACCCCUAAAAUCAUCCAGAAUUAUGUGUACUCCAGGCCUCCCCCAUGGUCAGACACCCUGCCAACCAUCUUUGUUAUUACUCCUACCUACACCCGGCCGGUGCAAAAAGCUGAGCUGACCCGCCUGGCCAACACCUUCCUACAUGUACAGAACCUGCACUGGGUGGUGGUGGAGGACUCGCCGCGGAGGACCAACCUGGUAUCCAACCUGCUGGAGAAGGCUGGGCUCAACUUCACCCACCUCAAUGUGGAGACGCCCAAGAGCCUGAAGCUGGGUCUCUCUUGGAUCCCAUCCCACACCCCAAGAGGGACACUGCAGAGGAACCUGGGGCUGCACUGGCUGAGGGACAGCUUCAGCAACACUGCACCACCAGAAGGGGUGGUGUAUUUUGCCGAUGAUGAUAAUACCUACAGCCUGGAACUCUUUGAAGAGAUGCGCUACACAAGGAGGGUGUCAGUCUGGCCAGUGGCUUUCGUUGGGGGGCUGCGAUAUGAAUCCCCAAAAGUGAGCCCAGCAGGGAAGGUGGUGGGCUGGAAAACCGUAUUUGAUCCUAAUCGUCCCUUUGCUAUUGACAUGGCUGGAUUUGCUAUCAGCAUCAAGCUGAUUUUGGAGAAGCCUCACGCCAGUUUCAAGCUGGAGGGAGUUAAAGGAGGCUACCAGGAAACCAGUCUCCUGAAGGAUCUAGUGACCAUGGAUGGGCUGGAGCCCAAAGCAGCCAACUGCACAAAGGUGCUGGUCUGGCACACGAGAACCGAGAGGCCCACUCUGGUUAAUGAAGGCAAGCGUGGAUUUACAGACCCCAGAGUAGAGGUGUAAGCAAAGAGCCAGCUCCAGGGUAGGCAGCUGGCUGUGAUCGUUCCUGAACUUUGUCAGCAACCAUAGCAGCUGUGCACCCUGCCUGUUCUGCCCAGCGCUCUGCUCCACUGCUGGAGGAUGAUAAACACUCCCAAAUGUCACCACUCUGAUCAGCUCCCACUGCCCAAAAAGGUGGUAAUAAGCAGGGACAGAGCUUAUGUGAUGCCCUGCGAUCCUCCCCACCUGGGAGAGGAGUGCUUCCCUUCCCCCAUGGGCCCUGUACUUCUAACCAUUCAUUAAAAUUUAUUAGAUAUGAUCUUCAUUCUCAGCUGUGCCAGCAUAGGGGUUGACAUCUGGGAUGGGUGCAGGUGCCUCCAAAGGUCUCUCCUGCCAUAUGUAAAACCUGAGCUUCUGUGAUUCGAGGGCAGGAGUUGUCACUAAAGCACAAAUGUGGACCUGUUGGCCUGAGGCUGGUAUGCUCUCAAACCAGCUUUAAAGCAAAGCUAGCCUGAGACACUCUCGCUCUGAGGGAUGCAUUCAGAUACUUACAUGGAUCAGCCUUCAGUGUUGGAGAGGAAGCUGUGAUGAAGCACCUCAUUUGGGGUUUGGGAGUUCAGAAGCGAUCUGGUGCCUACCUGUCAACUGGGAUCUUGAACUGUUCCUGCUUAAGGUUGUUUUGGAAAAUGCCAUCCCAGAUCCCCAGGCACAGAACCCUCUGGAUAAAGUUCCUCUCCUGCUCGGGGAGACCUGGCAGGUACUGUACCUCAAAGGCCAUGCCUCUGUGUCUUGCUGUAGGGACCAGAAAGCAAGGGCAAAGAUGGAUGGACUUGAACAUGUUCAAGGCCUGGAAGCCUGCUGCAGCACCAUCAGGUGCUCCAGUAGUCUCAAAUCAUGUACAUGGACUUCCUUCCUAGACCGCCAGAGAGGAAGACAACUCUCUGAAGUGGAGGUGGGCUAGAAGUGCUCAGAGAAGAGGAACCCUCAGCUGGCACUCAUCUGCUGUGAGAACAUCAAGGAAUGGGGAGACAUCACUGGAAAACCUAUCUUGAGCACUUACAUGACAAUUGAAAUAGCAAAUGUGACAAGGUUUUCCAAUUGAACUUUGAAAGGAGCAUGUGGUGCUGUGAAGAGAGAGGAGUCAGUGUCAUGUGGAAGGGUUUCCCUUUCCCUCAAUAGAACAGGAAGACAGCCAGGUGGAAGGCAGCCCACAAAGCAGGAGGUGCAAAUGAGGACCGAAGGAAGGAUGCACUGGAUUAAAAGCACAAGUGUUGGUACCAUGUGUGUGCGUGGGGAGUGGUGUUGCUGUGACUUUUCCAGGAAGAUUCCUUGAAUGACCCAGAAACCCCUUUGAGCAUAUCUUGAAAAAAAACCUUCUUCACUCAGGCCAUGAGAAACAAGGCUUUAGGCAUUCAAAAUACAUCAAGGAUUUCACAGCUGGGGGAAAGUUAUAAGCAACUGAAUCAUCCCUCACCCAAGAAAUUCUGGGCUAGCAGAAAACUUAUUUAUUUGUUGAUUUAUUUAUACUAGAAUUCUUCUCUUCCUAUUCCUUGUUUAGUUUUGAUUUUUAGCUUAGAUCACCUGACAUAUUCAUGAAGAAAGAAUAUUACCCACUCGCCUCAAAACAGUAGAGCUUGGUGUUCACCGAUGAAUGUCAUAUGUUUUGUGCUCCCUGAGGUUUUUUUAAAAUGGUGUCUUAAACUGGCAAAAUAAUCAGAAGCACAGCAAGGAGGGGAGUACAGCGAAGGAAAUUAUAGUUCCUUUAUGCAAGAGACGUGGGUGGCAUCAAGUUUCUGGCUCCCAAGCAAUCACUGUGAGGUAAAAACAUGAGCAAAGGAGUGCCUCACUCAGCAGAUAGUCCCCAUGGGAUCUUAGGAAGCCUCCAUGAAGGGGCCUUCUUGAAGAGUAUCUGAGAGAGGGAGUUGGUCCAUAUUCCCUCAGUGGAGAAUGAACUGCCAUGCAUCCUGCUAGGAGGGGGCUAAAGUACAGGAGGGGGCAAAGGGGAUGAGAUGCCUCCCUUCAGAGAGGGAGACAGCAGAAAUCAAAGAAUAGGCAACAAAUAGAGAAAUGGAGACUGUGUUCAGUGAGGCUUCGGACAGGGUCUGUCUGGAUGAAGACACCCAGCAGUACGAGGCCAUCCUCCCAGCUGUCUCAGUAUGAAGAAAUACUGAAUGGGCUGAAAAAACAGUGUCUGGUCCCUAGGAAGGUCCUUACAGAGCAAGGGUCUGGCGUACUGUCACUGGAUAGCAUGAAGGAAGCCCAGCAUCCACAAAAUGCUUUUCACUCUGCAUUUCUCAGAGCUUUCUGUCCUGUCCUCUUCAGAAGGUAACAGGGCUUGCACUCCAGUGAGCUUUGCCAACCCAUCCUGCCAACAGGGCUCAAAGCUUCUACCCAGCAUUAAACCAAGAUUAGGCCCCCUUCUUUGUGAUUUUAAUGAAUGAGCAAGAGUGAGGGAAUAAAGGAGUUGAUUUAUGAUCCUCCAUUUUCUCCUCUGAGAUAGGCAGGGUUUCUGCCCGUAUGAACAGGAGGAGGAAUGGUAAUUAGUUCUCAGGCCUUUAGUCCUACACAGGCACUACAAUAGGCUUUUGACACUGACAAUGAGAGUGUAUACCAAGGAUCUAUUCUCUUUGCAACACAUACCACCAUACACGUGUUUUUAGUGAGUUGUUGUUUCUACACCCCAGAAGAAAGCAAAAUUACUAUUCCUGUAUGUACUACACUGUCAGUUCAGUGUCGGUCAGAUUCAGCUCUCAAGACCAGCCCCACCACACCAUCUCCAUUCUUGCCCCGGCCUAGCCCUGGGGAGCAGACUUUCUGUGAAUCAAGAAGUUCUGUCUGUCACUAAAUUGUGCAGAACCAAGACCUUGUAUGGACAGCGUGAAUGUACGCAGCUGAUGUUCCAGGCUAGCAGACAUUUAGACCUGUUCAGCACAAAUGCUCUUCCCUGUAGAGCAGCCUAAGGACAGCAAGGACUGCUGCUGGCCAAGGUGUAUCAGCUAAGUUAAGAUGCCUGUUUGUUAGCAGAGAUGGGUGGGAGAGCCCAGCAGAGAAGCAACUGUCAAGAGUUACAGGCUUCAGGGCAAGUGAAUGCAGUAAGGAGGGAAGCUGCAGAUCAAGCCUGAAGUAUUUAAACAAGAGAAGGCAUCCCAGUGCCUGGUUUUUACUGGCGCAUUAGUUAGUACCUGAUAUUCAUGUUCUCUGAGAUUCAUCCAAUUCACCAACCAAUGUAUAUUACUAACCUUUCCUGUUGCAGAAAAUACUAGUGAUGAAAGAAGGAGAAUGUCAAGAAAGCACUUUUUAAUGGUUAUUUAUUUAUAUUGAAUGGUACUAGAGCAUUAUUAAAUACAAUGUGAAUAGUA
Molecule: messenger RNA, 4718 nt
Organism: Neopelma chrysocephalum (saffron-crested tyrant-manakin)
Lineage: Eukaryota; Metazoa; Chordata; Aves; Passeriformes; Pipridae
Product: galactosylgalactosylxylosylprotein 3-beta-glucuronosyltransferase 1-like
Exons: 6
Coding region: 349-1383 (344 amino acids)
Biological process (GO): carbohydrate metabolic process; chondroitin sulfate proteoglycan biosynthetic process
Cellular component (GO): Golgi membrane
Molecular function (GO): galactosylgalactosylxylosylprotein 3-beta-glucuronosyltransferase activity
Source: RefSeq, a predicted model, not a curated record